Molecule: messenger RNA, 1200 nt
Organism: Clupea harengus (Atlantic herring)
Lineage: Eukaryota; Metazoa; Chordata; Actinopteri; Clupeiformes; Clupeidae
Molecular function (GO): lysozyme activity
Source: RefSeq, a predicted model, not a curated record
AUCCGAUCCCGGCAGACAGGGAUGACUGGAAGGAUAUUUGCCUGGCCUUUUGUUUACAGUCGCCACACACAACAAGGGCCUGUCUCCUGUGGCUGUUCGGAGUAGCAAAGCUAGCUAGGCCUACUGCGAAUCCUGCCGAGACACGGUCACAGGGCGGGUUUGUGUUGUCUAGGCUUACAUGACACAGAGUUGGCUUUUUGUCUUCUAUAUGCACCUCCCUUGAAACGCUACACUGGGUCACCGAGUAUGGAUUGUCCUGCUCACAAGUUCUUGACACAUAUGAAGACGCCAAUGGAACACUGACAAUGGCCCGAUACAAACGGGGCGUGGGACAGGAACAACGAGAAGACAAUAAAAAAAAGGUCUUAUUAUUGGAUUCGAUGAGUAUAAAAAGUCAGUUCACCUCAGGUAGAAAUUGUGGAGCUAAAUGAGAGUGUCUGGGAAAGAAAUACAAGAGAAAGAAGUCAUGCAGACAAUCAUAAGCAGUGGGAUGCUGGCUACGCUGGCGGUGUUGGCGAUGAUCGCUGGCAUCAGUGAGGGAGCGGUGCUGUCCAGAUGCGAGGUACAGAGACACAUGCAGGAGGUUUUCGACAGGUUGCCCGAGGAGGUUCUUCUCCAGAUCGAUGAAAAAGAUCUAAUGGCUAAGAUCGUUUGCCACGUGGAGCUCACCUCUGGGUUCAAUACCAGCGCUGUGAACCAGCUGACGGUUCCCCAGGACUCCUCUGAGAGGCCUAUGGGACACGGGGGACGCCGUGGUAGACGGUCACCCGGUGCUGGAGGGUCGAGGUUUGAACUUGCCAGGUUUAUGGGCUCGAGGUCAUCAGAGGAGGGUUCCGAUAGUAGCAGCAGCAGCAGCAGCGAGGAGGCUGCGGCAGAACGCGGGGAUGUGUGGACUCUCUACGGCAUUUUCCAGAUGAGCGAUCGCGUCAUGUGCAACUCUGGUUCCGUGCCAUCACUGAACCUCUGUCAGACGAACUGCAGUGCCUUUCUUGAUGAUGACAUCACUAAUGACAUUGUCUGCGGUGAGACAAUACACAUGAAAAUGAUGUCAAGCCCAGAACAACAUGGAGAAGCCAGGGCUCUUCUCAAGCGGAUGAUGACGCUGUUGUUUCAGCCGGAGUGCCGCAAUGUGACCUACCAGGAGUACUUUGCCGCCUGCCAGUGAGCGAUUCAAGGCCGUCUUGUAGAAUAGCGAAAUGU